AUGAACUUCUCUUCCCCACAGGGUGCAGGAGCAGCAUUGGCUUAUGUCGGUGCCUACAUGAUCAGGAGCUAUGACACCUUCGAGAGUUUCAUCCAGAACAGGCAGACCCUCAUUCCAGCUGCUAUCGUCAUCGGCAUCAGCGUGGUGAUGUUCAUCUUCGGCCUGGUUGGAUGCUGCGCCACGCUCCGUGAAUCCAAAGUCGGCCUCAGCUGUUUCUUUGUGAUCAUCAUGCUAAUCUUUGCAGCCGAGGUGACUGCUUUGGUAUUUAGCUUCAUCUACCAAGGAAAGAUAGGUCAGAACCUGGACAACUCGAUGAAUGACGUGUUUAACAAAUAUGAUGGCAAAAAUCCAGAGACCCAAGCUGUGAACUUGCUGCAGAGUGAACUGAAGUGUUGUGGUGUCCACAACAUGUCCAGCUGGCUCUCCACUCCCUGGUACGCCAGCAACAAGACAAUCCCUCUGUCCUGUUGUAAAAACACAACCCAGUGCAUCACUAGCCUAAUUCAACCCAGCCAGUUUUAUACAGAUGGUUGUGAGGACAAAUUGUUGAAACUGCUGCACGAUACGUUGACCUACGGCAUGCUGGUCGUUCUUGGGUUUGCCAUCAUCAAGUUCUUUGGAAUGCUGAGCGUCUGUGUGAUAACCUGUAGGAGUAACAACCGAAGGAACGGCUACCAGGCAAUUUAUGGCUGAAACAUCCACUGGAUCCACCUCCUUGUUUAGUUCUGCUGGGUUCACUGACUUCUUACUCUUUAUUGCACAGAAACACUCAGUCAUCAUCCAAAAUGAAAGUGCAUUGGAAUAAUUAGGUAGGAAAUCUUGCCAUAAUCUGAAUGGGAUCAUAUUCCAGCAUAACCAAAACUGUAGCUCUUUCGAAGUAUAUCAUUUUGUUAGAAAUGGAUGUGACUUUCAGUUUGUAGUUAAGUUUCUUUUGAAGAUUUUUUUUUUGUUGUUGUUGUCAUGCAGUUUUUGUUAAAGUACCGUAUUUUUUGGACUGUAAGGUGCAUUUAAAAUCUUUUAAUGUUCUCAAAAAGCGAUAGUGAGUCUUAUAAUCUGGUGUGCCUUACGGAAUAAUUCUGGUUGUGCUUAUUGACCUUGAACUGAUUUUAUGUGGUACAUGGUGCUUAA
This is a messenger RNA of Nematolebias whitei (Rio pearlfish), 1128 nucleotides long. It is a transcript of the gene tspan36, whose product is annotated as tetraspanin 36. NCBI's taxonomy places the organism in Eukaryota, Metazoa, Chordata, Actinopteri, Cyprinodontiformes, Rivulidae. The coding region runs from base 1 to 693 and encodes 230 amino acids. Gene Ontology annotation, biological process: protein localization to plasma membrane; regulation of vascular endothelial growth factor signaling pathway; protein maturation. The record is from RefSeq and is a predicted model, not a curated record. Gene Ontology annotation, cellular component: membrane. The transcript has 6 exons.